AUGUUGGCGAUGGGCGAGCGCAGCAUUGCUUCCAAGGGCAGGGCAUGCGAGAGGAAUAACUGUCCACGGAGCUGGCAAUCCGCAAAUGGGUCCCCAAUGUAUAAGGACUUGAUGGCCGCUGCCCAGUGGCUGUGGGGGUGGAAGAUGGUUAUAGUGAUGGAGCAGGAUUGGGUAGUUGUGGUUAUCGUUUUGUACUUCAGAUGUGGGGUGACUCGACCAGACAAUGACGUGAUCCCAACUGAAGACGGAUGUCGAUCAACCGGGGAGCCAGUUUCGCGUGAUUGCUUUGCGAUGAACGUUCAGAGGCCAUUGUAA
Messenger RNA from Ostreobium quekettii, 315 nucleotides. NCBI's taxonomy places the organism in Eukaryota, Viridiplantae, Chlorophyta, Ulvophyceae, Bryopsidales, Ostreobiaceae. The record is from the annotation of a GenBank genome assembly.